GGGGCCGCGGCGUGGCCGGAAGCGGAAACUGCUGUGCAGGUGCCACCAUGGCGGCCCCGGGGGCGGCGGACGGGGGAGGCUCCGGCGACUCCGCGGGCCCGCGACGGUGUCGCGGCGGGUGAAGGUACGCCAGCCUGGGCGUGCUGGUGCUGCAGAACGCGUCGCUGGUGCUCAGCAUCCGCUACGUGCGCACCCUGCCCGGGGAGCGCUUCCUGCCCACCACCGCCGUGGUGAUGGCCGAGGCCAUGAAGGGCAGCGCCUGCCUGCUGCUGCUGCUCAUCCAGCACCGGGGCAGUGUCCGGCAGACGGCGGUGACGCUGCACGAGGCCGUGGUGGGACAGUUUGGGGACACGCUGCGCCUGGCUGUCCCCUCCCUCAUCUACACCCUGCAGAACAACCUGCAGUACGUGGCCAUCUCCAACCUGCCCGCGGCCACCUUCCAGGUGACGUACCAGCUGAAGAUCCUGACCACGGCGCUGUUCUCGGUGCUGCUGCUGGGCACGGCGCUGUCGCGGCUGCAGUGGCUGUCGCUGGCGCUGCUCUUCGCGGGGGUGGCGCUGGUGCAGGCGGAGCAGGCGCGGGCCGUGCCCCCGGCCGCGGCGCUGGCGCCGUCCCCGGGCCCCGAGGCGCCGGCGCAGAGCUACGCCGUGGGGCUGGCGGCCGUGGCCGCCUCCUGCCUGUCCUCGGGCUUCGCCGGCGUCUACUUCGAGCGGCUGCUGAAGCGCUCGGGCGGCUCCAUCUGGCUGCGGAACGUGCAGCUGGGCGCCGUGGGCACGGCCGUGGGGCUGGGCGCCAUGCUGGCCGCCGAGGGCCCGGCCGUGGCCGCGCUUGGCUUCUUCUACGGCUACAACGGCGCCGUGUGGGCCGUGGUGGUCAACCAGGCGGCCGGGGGGCUGCUGGUGGCCGUGGUGGUCCGCUACGCCGACAACAUCCUCAAGGGCUUCGCCACGGCGCUGUCCAUCCUGGCCUCCACGGCCGCCUCGGCGCACCUGUUCGGCUUCCGGCCGCGCGCGCGCCCUUCCUGGCCGGCACCGCCAUGGUCCUGGCCGCCGUGGUGCUCUACGGGCGGCCCCGCGGCGGCCAGCCCGGCAACCGCGGCCAGGACAGCGGCAAGUCAGUGGGGCCCUAGGGACGGGGACACCUGGGGUGACCACCGGGAGGGGGAGGGCGUGGGGGGGCCGCGAGCGGGGCGGGGACCCGGGUGUGGGGUCAGCAGCUGUGGGGUCAGCAGCUGUGGGGACCCAGCUGUGGGAACUCAGCUGUGGGGUCAGCAGGUGAGGGGUCAGCAGGUGAGGGGACCCAGCUGUGGGGUCAGCAGCUGUGGGGUCAGCAGCUGUGGGGUCAGCAGGUGGCAGAGGCUCAUUAGAGCUCAUUAGUGCUCGUUAGUGCUCAUUAGGGUAGAGGAGCUCCAGGGUCAGCAGGAGGGGACCCCGAUCUUGGCCUUGUUUGGGUGGCAGGGACUCGUUAAGGCUCCUUAGGAGAUGGGGAGCUCGUUAAUGCUCAUUAAUUGGUGGCGGCUCAUUAAGGCUCAUUGGGUGCUGGGGGACCCCAAGGUGGAGAUUAAUGAGGUCAGAGGUUAAUGAGGCCGGCAGGGUUAAUGAGGUCAGAGGUUAAUGAGGCCGGCAGGGUUAAUGCAGUUAAUGAAGGGUUAAUGAGGGGCUCAUCGGGACCCCGGCCCCUCUGUGGGGAUCCCCUCCCCCCCUCGCCCCCCCCGCCCGGUGGGGGAGGGGCCGGAUGUACAGAUUUUGUAGGGGGGGAGGGGCCGGGCGCGUUUUUAACGAGAUUUGGGGCUAAUAAAGGCGGAUUUGGUUAA
Messenger RNA from Vidua chalybeata, 1813 nucleotides. RefSeq names its product solute carrier family 35 member A2 (gene SLC35A2). The coding region runs from base 234 to 1376 and encodes 380 amino acids. The record is from RefSeq and is a predicted model, not a curated record. Gene Ontology annotation, biological process: pyrimidine nucleotide-sugar transmembrane transport. Gene Ontology annotation, cellular component: Golgi membrane. The transcript is spliced from 5 exons. Lineage: Eukaryota; Metazoa; Chordata; Aves; Passeriformes; Viduidae. Gene Ontology annotation, molecular function: UDP-galactose transmembrane transporter activity.